Molecule: messenger RNA, 710 nt
Organism: Oppiella nova
Lineage: Eukaryota; Metazoa; Arthropoda; Arachnida; Sarcoptiformes; Oppiidae
Source: the annotation of a GenBank genome assembly
AUUCCUUCUGUAUAUUGUUUUUAAUGCUAUUUCUUAAUAACUAUUUUUAUUCCGUCGAAGCUGGGAUGUGCUGGAGUGGACCCAAUCGCGAGGGCCGAUGCAAUGAUUUGCUUAAAUCGGGAGUCACUGAAGAUGAGUGCUGUAGUGGUGUCGACAGCACUAACUCUGGCAUCACAUCCACUGCUUAUACCGAAGACCUCGAGGCGGGGAAACUGUUUUAUUUCCGCGCUCUGAGAGGUGGUGUCCCGUGUAGUCGAUGUAAAUCCACCUGUGAAGGCGUUAAGUGCGAGACUGGAAAGAAGUGUGCGCUUAAGAGUGAGGCACCGGUAUGCAUAUGUGCGCCCAAAUGUUCCCGGAGAAAAAGAAAACUCGGACCCGUUUGUGGAACCGAUGGACAAACCUAUCGACACGUUUGUAGACUUUUAAAACGCAAGUGUCGUAAGGAUCCGACCCUAACAGUCGAUUACUAUGGCAGUUGUAAAGACACAUGCGAUAGUGUUCGCUGUGUUGAGAGCAAGACAUGUAUUUUAGAUCAUAAUGUUGGGCCCCAUUGUGUGCGAUGCAAACAGUACUGCCCACCUGUCACUCCCAAUAGUCGUCCAGUUUGUGGUGUGAAUAACGUAACCUAUUCUAGUUAUUGCCAUUUGCAAAGGGCUGCCUGUCUGUCAGGCACUGCCAUUCAACAAGCUUAUAGAGGACAGUGUAAACGU